AUGAUGCAUCUGCCAAUGGGAGGACCAGGACGGGGAGGUGCCUGUGAAAGUAAUGAACUUAAAUUUACUAUUGUUCCAACAGGCAGUGCAUGGGGUAUGCAACCCACUAGUGAUAAGUUAUUGUAUAAACAGUCUGUUUUAUACGUUAAAACACUCGUUCAUCUACUGCUGUACGGUAUGGCUAUUAUGUAUAAUUAUAUUAUUGUAUAUAGGCUGUAUAAAAAGAGUGCAUUUAGUAUUUUAAAUUUUAUUGUUUUAAGUAUUUCUGUGGUGCUUACCAUGAUUGCAUGGGAUAAUUAUUCUGAGAAGAAUAUAAAAAAAGUCAGACCGAUUGAAAAAACUUUCAUUUCUGUUUUAUUCUCACUGAUUUUAAUUAUCCCUGGGGUUUUAUUGGGGAAUUCAUGGCUGUCAUUUAUUGUGACUAAUUCACUUACGGUGUCUUUUGAGUAUCCAUUUAUGCUUUUAUCGCAUGCAUUCUUUUUCUUCAUAAGGUAUGCGUACCCAGAGAGCGACUUUAAGAGUGUUCUGAAUAUAAUCCCGGGUGUAAUUGCACUGGUUUCUUUAGUUGAGUAUGAAAUAUCUGCUGUGUGCAAAAAGAGAAAGAUAAGGGUUACUCCACUGUGCUUGUCUGCCACCACUGUUAUAACAGGGAUUUUUGUAUUCUUGUCUCUUUUAGUUGUUAUGUUUAAUAUAUACGAUAUGCAGAGUUUAAGCAUUUUCAAUAAUUAGUCAGUUUAUAUACGGUGAUUAAGUCCAUGAUACGUCAGUAUUUUAUUCUUUAUACUGCCUAAGUUAUUGAAUAUUAAAAUACAUAAAACAUACACGAAUAAAUCCA
Messenger RNA from Nematocida parisii ERTm1, 835 nucleotides. RefSeq lists its product as uncharacterized. Bases 1 to 729 code for a protein of 242 amino acids. Lineage: Eukaryota; Fungi; Microsporidia. The transcript has a single exon. The record is from RefSeq and is a predicted model, not a curated record.